Messenger RNA from Penicillium lagena, 717 nucleotides. Its product is annotated as H/ACA ribonucleoprotein complex subunit GAR1/NAF1. The transcript has 4 exons. Gene Ontology annotation, cellular component: box H/ACA snoRNP complex. Bases 1 to 717 code for a protein of 238 amino acids. Lineage: Eukaryota; Fungi; Ascomycota; Eurotiomycetes; Eurotiales; Aspergillaceae. The record is from RefSeq and is a predicted model, not a curated record. Gene Ontology annotation, biological process: ribosome biogenesis; snoRNA guided rRNA pseudouridine synthesis. Gene Ontology annotation, molecular function: box H/ACA snoRNA binding.
AUGUCAUUCCGUGGAGGCCGUGGUGCUGCCGGUGGCGGCCGCGGUGGUUUUGGCGGCCGUGGAGGUAUGCAAUCGCCCCCCGGGGUCGCGGAGGCUUCCAGCAGUCUUUCGGUCCGCCCGCGCAAGUUCUCGGUAAUUAUAUGCGAAUGCUACGUGGUUUUUGGAUCUAGUGCUGAUAUUCCGGUAGAGAUGGGAACGGUCAUGCACGCUUGCGAAGGCGAAAUGGUCUGCGAAUCGAUCAACCCGAAGAUCCCCUACUUCAACGCUCCGAUCUACCUCGAGAACAAGACUCCCAUCGGCAAGGUCGACGAAGUUCUGGGUCCUAUCAACCAGCUGUUCUUCACCAUCAAGCCCCAGGAAGGCAUUGUCGCAACUUCGUUCAAGCCCGGCGACAAGGUGUUUAUUGGCGGUGAUAAACUGCUUCCUCUGGAGAAGUUCCUCCCCAAGCCCAAGGCCCCAGGUGGUGCCAAGCCCAAGCGUGCGGGCGGUGCUCGCGGCGGUGCUCCUCGCGGUGGCCGUGGUGGCCGCGGUGGCUUCUCUCGCGGCGGCGGUGGUGGUUUCUCUCGCGGCGGCGGCGGCGGCUUCUCCCGUGGCGGCGGUGGUGGCUUCUCUCGUGGCGGCUCGCGUGGGGGCUUCUCUCGCGGCGGCAGCGGUGGCUUUUCUCGUGGUGGCCCCCGGGGUGGUUCGCGCGGUGGUGGUUUCCGUGGUGGCCGGUAG